UUAGGACGGCCUAGUCUUCGGCUGUGGCAGAAGUAGGUGAGGAGUCGGGUGGCUGCACGAAACCCGGACAGGUCCGGCCUACGUUCACUGGCUCCGGCAUCUUCUGGCUAGGCGCGUCCCGGCUCUGCCUCAGCCCUCCCGGACCCUCGUAUCCCGGCCCCAGCCGCCCGCCUUCACCGCCGCCAUGAUGAUGAUGGCGCUGAGUAAGACCUUCGGGCAGAAGCCCGUCAAGUUCCAGCUGGAGGACGACGGCGAGUUCUACAUGAUCGGCUCUGAGGUGGGAAACUACCUCCGUAUGUUCCGAGGUUCUCUGUACAAGAGAUACCCCUCGCUCUGGAGGCGACUAGCCACUGUGGAAGAGAGGAAGAAAAUAGUUGCAUCGUCACAUGGUAAAAAAACAAAACCUAACACUAAGGAUCAUGGGUAUACAACCCUGGCCACCAGCGUGACUCUGUUGAAAGCCUCAGAGGUAGAAGAGAUUCUGGAUGGCAACGAUGAGAAGUAUAAGGCUGUGUCCAUCAGCACAGAGCCCCCCACCUACCUCAGGGAACAGAAAGCCAAGAGGAAUAGCCAGUGGGUGCCCACCCUGCCCAACAGCUCCCACCAUCUGGAUGCUGUGCCGUGCUCUACAACCAUCAACAGGAACCGCAUGGGACGCGACAAGAAGAGGACCUUCCCUCUCUGCUUUGAUGACCAUGACCCUGCUGUGAUCCAUGAGAAUGCGUCCCAACCUGAGGUGCUGGUCCCCAUCCGCCUGGACAUGGAGAUUGAUGGGCAGAAGCUGCGGGAUGCCUUUACCUGGAACAUGAAUGAGAAGCUGAUGACUCCUGAGAUGUUUUCAGAAAUACUCUGUGAUGACCUGGACCUGAACCCCCUGACAUUUGUGCCAGCCAUUGCUUCCGCCAUCAGACAGCAGAUUGAGUCCUACCCCAUGGACAGCAUUCUGGAAGACCAGUCAGAUCAACGUGUCAUCAUCAAGCUGAAUAUCCAUGUGGGAAACAUUUCAUUGGUGGAUCAGUUUGAAUGGGACAUGUCGGAGAAGGAGAACUCGCCUGAGAAGUUUGCUCUGAAGCUGUGCUCCGAACUGGGGCUGGGUGGGGAAUUUGUCACCACCAUUGCCUAUAGCAUCCGGGGACAGCUGAGUUGGCAUCAGAAGACCUACGCCUUCAGUGAGAACCCACUGCCCACUGUGGAGAUUGCCAUCCGCAACACAGGGGAUGCUGACCAGUGGUGUCCUCUGCUGGAGACCCUGACAGAUGCUGAGAUGGAAAAGAAGAUCCGUGACCAGGACAGAAACACGAGGCGUAUGAGGCGUCUCGCCAACACUGCUCCGGCCUGGUAACCAGCCCAUCUGCACGUGGCUCCCACGGAGCGUUCAGAAGAUGGAAGCACCUUACUUCAUCUUCUGGCAGGGAGGGAGGCAAGGAGCAACCGGACUGUCCUGAGGGGUGGGGGGCCUUCCAGGUGGCCCUCCCCUGGGCACACAUUCCAUUUGCUGUGCCCCAGCCCCCUGCACCUUACUCUCUGGUCAGGAAGAGUCCUCCUUUGAAGUUGUGUUUUGUUUUUAUAUAGGAGCCCCAGGUAGGGCUAGUAACACUUUUUAAAUAAAUGGCAACAGGUUA
This is a messenger RNA of Erinaceus europaeus (western European hedgehog), 1622 nucleotides long. RefSeq names its product SWI/SNF related, matrix associated, actin dependent regulator of chromatin, subfamily b, member 1 (gene SMARCB1). The record is from RefSeq and is a predicted model, not a curated record. Gene Ontology annotation, cellular component: nucleus; nuclear chromosome. Gene Ontology annotation, biological process: chromatin remodeling; regulation of transcription by RNA polymerase II. The coding region runs from base 185 to 1342 and encodes 385 amino acids. Gene Ontology annotation, molecular function: transcription coregulator activity. The transcript has 9 exons. NCBI's taxonomy places the organism in Eukaryota, Metazoa, Chordata, Mammalia, Eulipotyphla, Erinaceidae.